This is a messenger RNA of Carlito syrichta (Philippine tarsier), 601 nucleotides long. It is a transcript of the gene SMIM1, whose product is annotated as small integral membrane protein 1 (Vel blood group). The coding region runs from base 146 to 382 and encodes 78 amino acids. The transcript has 3 exons. NCBI's taxonomy places the organism in Eukaryota, Metazoa, Chordata, Mammalia, Primates, Tarsiidae. The record is from RefSeq and is a predicted model, not a curated record.
UGGAGCUGCCCACCUGAGGACCCAACAUCUGGGCCCGAAGACCAGAGACCUAGCCCCAGUCCCACAGCCUGGUGAAAUCAGAGUCCCAGUGCCUGCCUCAGUCUCCCUGGCUGUGAAAGCCUCUGGCCACCCAGACAGCGACAGCAUGCAGUCCCCUGAGAGCGGCGUUCACUACAGCAGAUGGGAUGACAGCAGCCGGGAUGAGGUCAGCGUGGCGGCCAUGUCCAGCACAGAGGAGGCCUCGUGCUGCCAGAGGCUCUCCCGGAAGCUGUGCACCGGCAGGUUGGGCAUCGCCAUGAAGGUGCUGGGCGGAGUGGCCCUCUUCUGGGUCAUCUUCAUCCUGGGCUAUGUCACCGGCUACUACGUGCACAAGUGCAAAUAAGGGCCGCCUGGUGUGCACAUGUUAGGUGGCUGCACGUGCUCAGAGGGACACCUCCGUAUACACGGACUCACCUUAUACACAGAUGGUCCCAUAUACAGACUCUCCAUAUACAGGGAGCCUGGUAUACACAGACCCCUAUAACACAGAUUCCCCCAUAUACAAAGACCCCCUAUGUACAGACUCCAUAUACAUGGAUGCCCAUAUACCGAUCCCCUCAUA